CGGACUGUGUCCAUCCCGGUGUGGCUUCAAGCGUGGCUGUGGAAACUCGGUGUGAGAGUGAGAGAAGUGUUCGCUGAGCCUGGGAGAGAGGAAGGAACAUUGACUUUAUUCUCGGAGCUAUUUGAAGAAAGUGACUAAAUGCACCUGAGUCAGGCUGUCUGUGGGUAUGAAGUGGUUGGGAGAAUCCAAGAACAUGGUGGUGAAUGGCAGGAGAAGUGGAGGCAAGUUGUCUGACCAUCAGCAGAACCAGUCGAAGUUCCAGUCCGCAGGCAAGGACGCCCUGAAGGCAGGCAGAAACGCCGUGGACAGGAAGUCCAGCAGAUGUAACGGUAACUCGGGGUUUGAAGGACAGAGCCGCUAUGUGCCGUCUUCUGGAAUGUCCGCCAAGGAGCUCUGUGAAAACGAUGACCUCGCGACCAGCUUGGUUCUCGAUCCUUAUUUAGGUUUCCAGACACACAAGAUGAAUACGAGCGCCUUUCCUUCGAGGAGCUCGCGGCACUUUGCAAAGUCUGACAGUUUCCCUCACAACAACCCCGUGAGAUUUAGGCCUAUUAAAGGAAGACAAGAAGAACUGAAAGAAGUAAUAGAGCGUUUUAAGAAGGAUGAACACUUGGAGAAAGCCUUCAAAUGUCUGACAUCGGGCGAAUGGGCACGGCACUAUUUUCUCAAUAAGAACAAAAUGCAGGAGAAGUUAUUCAAGGAACAUGUAUUUAUUUACUUGCGAAUGUUUGCGACUGACAGUGGAUUUGAAAUACUGCCUUGUAAUCGAUACUCAUCAGAAAGAAACGGAGCCAAGAUAGUUGCAACAAAAGAGUGGAAACGAAAUGACAAAAUAGAAUUACUGGUGGGUUGUAUUGCCGAACUUUCAGAAAUUGAGGAGAACAUGCUACUUAGACAUGGAGAAAACGACUUCAGUGUCAUGUAUUCCACAAGGAAAAAUUGUGCUCAACUCUGGCUUGGUCCUGCUGCGUUUAUAAACCAUGAUUGCAGACCUAACUGUAAGUUUGUGUCAACUGGUCGAGACACAGCGUGUGUGAAGGCACUUAGAGAUAUUGAGCCUGGAGAAGAAAUUUCUUGUUACUAUGGAGAUGGGUUUUUUGGAGAAAACAAUGAGUUCUGCGAGUGUUACACUUGUGAAAGACGGGGAACUGGUGCUUUUAAAUCCAGAGUGGGACUGCCUGCGCCUGCUCCUGUUAUCAAUAGCAAAUACGGACUCAGAGAAACAGAUAAGCGCUUAAAUAGGCUUAAAAAGUUAGGUGACAGCAGCAAACACUCAGACAGUCAGUCUGUCAGCUCCAACACUGAUGCAGAUACCACUCAGGAAAAAAACACUGCAACUUCUAACCGAAAAUCUUCAGUUGGUGUGAGAAAGAGCAGCAACAGCAGAACGUUAACCAGGCCGUCGGUGUCCAGAACUCCAGCCUCCGGCUCUACCUCAUCCAAGCUAACUCAUUUACAUAAUUCCAGGGUACCAAAGAGACUGAAAAAGCCUGCGAAGCCUUUACUUUCCAAGAUAAAGUUACGAAAUCAUUGCAAGCGGCUGGAGCAGAAGAACACCUCGAGGAAGCUCGAGAUGGGGAACCUAGUGCUUAAAGAGCCCAAAGUCGUUCUCUAUAAGAACUUGCCCAUUAAGAAAGGGGAGGAGGCCGAGGGGCCGGCGCAGGCCGCCGCUGCGGGCGGGUGCUUGACCAGGCACGCGGCGCGGGAGCACAGACAGAACCCGGCCCGAGGUGCUCGCUGGCAGGGGGAGGCCUCGCCCUGCGCCUACCCCACCAGGCGCUCCGUGAGGACGAGAGCCAGUGUGAAGGAGGCCUCUGACAUCCCGCUGGAGCCGGCCCCGGGGGACGGCUGUAGCCACAGCGAGGCUGAGCCCGGCACGGACGCGGGCGAGCAGGCGGGGGAGCUGCCCGUGGUGCGGGAAGAGGAGCUGGCUCCUGAGACGCCGCCGCAGGGAGAAGCAAGGUGCCAGAAGGGCGACGCCAGCCCCUCCAAGAAGAGGGCGCGGCAAGCAAAGCUGGGGAAGCCGCCGGCGCAGGCGGCCGAGUGCAGCCCGGCGCACGACUCCCCCGGCGGAGACGGCGUGGCGCCAGGGCUGGCGGAGCCGCACCCUGAGCCGGGCGAGCACAGCGGCGCGGCCGGCCUGCCCGGCAGCCACGCGGCCUGCACCGCCCCAGGCGGGGGCGCCGCGGGGGCGCCGGACGGCUUCAGGACGAGAGACAGCGUCCGGCCUGCCAAGAGCAAGAAGAAGCGGCGGCCCACGCGCUACGACGCCCAGCUGGUGCUGGAGGACAGCUCUGGCAUCCCCAAGCUGACCCUGCGCAGGCGCCACGACAGCAGCAGCCUGGCGGGCGAGGAGCGGGACGCGGUGAGCGCCUCCAAGAUCAGCAUCAAGCUGAGCAAGGACCACGAGCGCGAGAACAGCCUCUACGUGGCCAAGCUCAACAACGGCUUCGGCGCCGGCUCGGGCAGCGGCGCCACCAAGCUCAAGAUCCAGCUGAAGCGGGACGAGGAGGGGCCUCACGAGAACCGCGUGUGCUGCAGCGACCCGCUCUCCCUGCUGGAGUCGCGCGUGGGCGUGGACGACUACGGCCAGUACGAGGAGAGCGCCGGGGCCUCGUCCUCCGAGGGCGGGGACGGGGACGAGUCCUCGGACGACUUCGAGGACGACUUCAUCCCGCUGCCCCCCGCGAAGCGGCUGAGGCUCAUCGUGGGGAAGGACUCCAUAGACAUCGACAUCUCCUCGCGGAGACGGGAGGACCAGUCUCUGCGGCUGAACGCGUGAGCGCGGGCGCACCUCCCUCCGCGCACCGAACUGUAGAACGUGUACAGCGUGCUGCGCCCCCGUCUCCGUGUGCACAUUUGUACCGUACUUCUUAAAUCGCCUUCUUACGUGCAAUCCUGAACUAGAGGUCAAGCCCUGUUGUAAAAAUAAAGGCUCAAGCUAAGUUGUACAGUGACAACAACUUUCCACACAGGACGCGGACAACAGUGUGGCUACACAGUUGUGUGUUCUGUUUUUUUUAACUUUAGGAGCAUCAGCUGACUGUGUAACAUAUGACUACACGGAUUUAAUCAUCGUAGCAGCGUAUUAAGGUUUCUAGUAUAUGCUCGUAUCACCAGCAAUGACCUUUGGCUCUUUGGUUUAUUUGCUCCGUGUUUCCCGGUUGGAGUUUGAUCCGUUUCACACUGUUUGGGGGCCCAGGUGUACUGUUCGUGGCCUUUGUUAACAUAGCAAGCCAUUGGUUGGAAGUCAGAUUGAUUUCUUUAAAAACCAAAAAAAAAGAGAGAGAAAAAGGAAGCCCCACGUGACAACUCACAGCGCGUGACGGGCGGGCGCGGUGUGCAGCCCAGUCAGUGCUGCGUAUUUAUUCUUGUCAUGUAAAUUAAAGACCUUGUAUUUAACACUUUUCAACCCUUUUAGAUAAAAUUGUUCUUUGCAAGAAUGAUUGGUGCUUAUUUUUUCAAAACUUUGCUGUGAACAAUGUGACGGCGACAAGCGACAUUUACCUAAUGAACUCACAGCUGUCUUGAUUUGGUUCUCUGAGUUUUCUGUUGCACUUGUAAAAUGCUACAAGGAAUAUUAAAGAAUCUAUUCACUUUAACUUAUAAUAGUUUAUGAAAUAAAAACAAGAGUCACAGCUUUUGUUCUGUGGUAACCUAUAAAAAUGUUUUGUCUGAAAUUCAAUGUAAAGAGCUGAAAACGAUGUAUAUGUUGUAAAUAUUUGUGUGUUGUGAGAACUUUUUGUCAUAAGAAAUUAAAAGAACUUACCAGGAAGGUUUUUAAGUUUAGAAAUAUCCAUGCCAAUAAAAUAGGAAAUUAUAAAUAUAUAGUUCUAAGCACUGCAUCAGUGGGAGUUCUUGGCUUAUGUUAGUUAAUUAUGAAAAUAUCAAAGAUUUUUUGACUAUAUUAUCAGUUAAAAAGAGGAGUCAGAUCUAAUCUGUUUUUUUUUUUUUUUUGAAGCACUUUGAGAAAUGUUUAAUUUAAUGAGCAAAUUUUUGAUUACUACUUACGUUCGAUACCAGGCUCUCAUUUCUCUGGUUUAUUUUACAAAUCGUUGGACAAAGAAUUGGGGAAUAUAGAACCGUAAGGGCUGUUUGAGCCCAGUGGGCCCCUCGUCCCUGGGCGUGGGCACGUGCGGUCUGGCGCCCGGGGGCGAGGGACAGCCCCGGAGGCAGGGCCUGCGAGCCGCACUUGUCAGGAGCCAAGCAGAACCGAGGUUCCUGAACACAACGAGUUCCUGACAUUCGGAUCGCUCCCCUCGCGUGCUCCAGGCGUUGCUUCUGUGGGGGCACAGCCUCCCAGUUUGUCAGCUGCAGUCUGGUUCCUCAGGUAUUAGCUCGGGAGCACGAGGUAGACGCCCGCCACGCGCACACCCCCUGUCCCCGCCUCGAGGGUCACCCCUCCACGCACCUGGAGCACUUUACAGACCGCGUCCAGGCUCCCGGCCACCCUAGCCAAGCAGAGCCUGUGUCCGGGGGCCCAAGGACGGCCGCCCGAGGCUGGGAAGCCACCCCUGCGCCACUGCGGACUGUGCGUCCUGAAGACGUAGUCACACACGGCCCGUUUUUCUCCAUCCGUAAGUUUAGCUUUCCUAACUUAUUUAUGAUGUGUGUGUGAUGUUGCUGUGGCCUCGGCGUUCGAGGCUGACCCUCCAAUGCUCUCAGAACAGGGGCGCUCGGGGACGACAGGCGCUGCCCCUCCGGAGUGGACAGCCGCUGGGGUGACCUCAUUCCGUUCCAGGCAGGGGCCUCGCAGCGGCUGGCGAGCGGGAGCAGUCCACGCCGCGGACCAGUUUGGAAGAGGUUGCGUUCAAUAAAACUCUCAGCUUGAGCUUAUGCAAUGAUUGGUGAAGAUGUUGACCUUGUAAGAAUUAGAAGCGAUCAUAGAAAUAAUCUAUGUAUUCAGUUUUCAAUCAUUUUUUCAAAUUGCUGUUUUAAAUUGUUUUUGCUGAGUUGUAAUACUUUUGAGAUACAAUGUAUUCCUUGUACUGAAAGAAUGAAAAAGGACUUUUUCAGCAUUUGAGGUAAGUUCUUUAACGUUUCAUUAAAAACAUUUUUUACAAAUAUUUUGUACAUGCACUUGCAGUAUUGAGGUUAAUCAUUUUAAU
This is a messenger RNA of Lepus europaeus (European hare), 5108 nucleotides long. RefSeq names its product lysine methyltransferase 5B (gene KMT5B). Bases 167 to 2782 code for a protein of 871 amino acids. Lineage: Eukaryota; Metazoa; Chordata; Mammalia; Lagomorpha; Leporidae. The record is from RefSeq and is a predicted model, not a curated record. Gene Ontology annotation, molecular function: protein binding; histone H4K20 methyltransferase activity. Gene Ontology annotation, cellular component: nucleus. The transcript has 11 exons.